UGAGGCCGUUGGUAAUAACGAGCGUUUUCAAGAGCAACUUUAGCAACGAUGGUUUUGGGAAACAGCUCGGAGAUUUAACGAUGCUCCUACGAAGGUUAUAACGAUUAACGUAUCCUUAAGAUGCUUUUGGGAAACCGGGCCCUGGACUUUAUGUACGAAAUAAAUCUAGGGCUACCAUCAUUCCCAACGUCAGCCAAGUUGAGCUAACACAAGCUAGGAGUAGUUGGUCUCAUUCCAAACCUAGGUGUGCAGACAAGAUUCCUGUAGGCUACACCUGUGUGAAUUUCGGAAACAGUGACGUGAGGAGCUGUUCUGCGUUAUUUUCGGGUGGAAGCUGGAAAACGUUAUUAUGUCUCGAAUUCUUUCGGGAAUUAUACCAGACGAGGCAGUCUUCACAGACUUCAGAAGACAAGCCUUGUCAACGGACAACUGGUACAGUAAAUAUGACAAGAACGGAAUGGAGGUCUGGGUCGAGGUGGCCCCUGUAACAUCCCCUCAAGGAAACAAAAACGUCCCUAAAGUUCACAAGAUAAAGUGCAGAAUGACCAUAAAAGAUGUGUCGGCCGCCACCAUGUAUGACGUCCUUCAUGAUGGACUGUAUCGCAAGAAGUGGGACCCCACCAUGUUGGAGAGCUUUGACAUUGCCCGUCUCUCCCCUAACACCGAUUUGGGCUAUUACUCAUGGCUGUGUCCGAAGCCACUGAAGAACAGAGAUGUGGUGACUCUGCGUUCGUGGCAGGUGACGGACAACGAGUAUGUGAUCGUUAACUACUCAGUCAAACACCCGAAAUAUCCUCCCAAAAAGGACCUUGUGAGAGCCAUCUCCCUCCUGACUGGCUACCUGGUGAAGGCCACAGGACCCAAUAGCUGCUCCUUUACCUACCUCUCACAGGCUGACCCCAAAGGUUCUCUUCCAAAGUGGGUGGUGAACAAAGCAUCUGAGGUUCUGGCUCCCAGGGUGUUGAAGUGUGUGCACGAGGCAGGCCAGAGUUACCCCGAGUGGAAAGAGCAGAAUUCUCCGGAUCAGAAGCCCUGGUUGUACCCAGAGCAAAGCACCCUGCCCAUGAUGGACGCGGCCGAGCUGACCAUCCAGCGGGCGGACUCUCUGGAGAACGUAGACGAGACCUCCCAGCUGGACGUUCAGGAGAUUAACAAAGCAGAGCACAGCAGCUGAACACAUCUGUCAGAGGGGAUGAAGCCUAGACAAGAGAGGAUGGAUGGACACGCUCACGCAGACCUAAAGACUCAAGUCCUCAACCUCUCCAUGGCACAUGAUCCCAAUCUUUAAAGUUUUACGAUCCACCCCCAAUUUAUUUUGUAUUUAUCCAGUUUUUGCCUUAUAAACCACAGUUUAUGCCUCUAAGGAGGACGAAAGAAUUAACUGUUUACAUCUGUUUGGCCUUAUGGAGCUGAACAACAUACCAUCGAGUGGCAAUUCUGGUUCAUCCCCUCCGCCUGAACUGAUAAUUCAGCCAGUGUUUGCCAAUGUACUGUGCCAACUCCAGACAAUGCACUGGCAGAAGUGUUAGAAGGACUUGGUUGUUGAUUGUUACGUACAGCUACUUUUAGAAACGGCAGCAUCAGGUAUUUUUAUAUUACCAGCCAUGCUUCAAAGUUUUUUAUACAAUUUGAUAUGAGGUAUGGAAUAAUUCAGAACCAAGUUAAAGAAUAGCCAGGAUUGGCUGUUUUGAUUUCCUGAGUAUAAAUGAAGUGAAAAGAUUUAUUUGUAUAUGAUGUUUUUUUUAUUUGAUGGAAUACUUAUUUAUUGAGCUACAUUGUAUUUCACUAUUGUCCUGAUAUCACUGGAAACCAUGAGUAUGGAUAGACAGAAAGUGCCUUGUCAUUCUGUAGGUUCCCAUAUCGAUAUUGGUAUUUAUUGAAAGUUUGCAAUCUGGGAGCAAGACAAUGGAAUUCAUUCCAUUGCUGGUUAUAUACCCUUGGUGGUUAUGUAUGCUUUGGUAUUAGUGUAGGCACUGAUCCAAUGGUGACUUCAUUAAAUUGAAAUAUUUUAAACAAAAUAUCACAUUUAGUAUUUUAACAAAUGUACACAGGGAGUUAUUCAUUUAUAAAGUGAAUUGUAUGAUACAUUUUUUUGUGUUAUUAGCUGAAGAAUUAGAAUCACCAUCAUAUCUUACCCCUUUUAAAGUGUAUAUAUUUUCAUAAAGUUACUGAUAAGUAAUGUCAUGACAGAGCAAGCAAGGAUCCUGAAGUUAGCCUUGCAAACAGCUCUUGAACUUGACUUUGAAGACAUAAAUGAUUGUAAAGUUCUUGUUUUUUUAUAAACCUCAGAUAUGGUUCACA
Molecule: messenger RNA, 2301 nt
Organism: Coregonus clupeaformis (lake whitefish)
Lineage: Eukaryota; Metazoa; Chordata; Actinopteri; Salmoniformes; Salmonidae
Product: START domain-containing protein 10
Exons: 7
Coding region: 350-1174 (274 amino acids)
Molecular function (GO): lipid binding
Source: RefSeq, a predicted model, not a curated record